Emiliania huxleyi CCMP1516 is the source of this 1042-nucleotide messenger RNA. RefSeq lists its product as hypothetical. The transcript has 5 exons. The record is from RefSeq and is a predicted model, not a curated record. Bases 181 to 828 code for a protein of 215 amino acids. Lineage: Eukaryota; Haptophyta; Isochrysidales; Noelaerhabdaceae.
CCGACCGACAGCAGCCUCAGCGAUGGCUGGGAGUUGGUGGUUGUGCCGCUCGGGGCUGCUUGGCUUGUGGGAGUGGCAUGGCUGGUGAGCAGCGCCCUCGUCCGUAAGCUGUGCAGGAAGAAUCCCUCGUGGACGUCGACCGACGAAUUCGGGCUGCCUCUCUACCUCUGCGCCUCGCAUAUGUGGACGCAGAUCAUGGUCCUGCCCGCGAUCUUUUUGCUCUCGCUCGCGUGUGCCAACUACUCAAUCUCGGGGUGGGUCGACACAGCUUCGUCCACCUGGUUCACCGCCAACGGGCAGCGCUUCUGGGACUGGUGCUUCUUCUACGUCUUUGGCGGCUACAUGGUGGAGGACCUCAUCGUCUUCCGGCUCGGCCCGAUGCUGCUCCUCCACCACAUCGGCUGCCUCGCCGGGCUCAUGUUUGCCUUUGUCGUCUGCCCCGCCGGCUGGCCGUACUUCUCAGCAGGCGCCGUCGCGUUCGAGUUCGGGUCCGCGCUCCUAAACCUCUACUGCCUCUACCCGCACAGCCGCUACGUGCUGUGGGCCUACGCCUCGUCGAUGACCUGCUCCAACGCGGCGGCCGGCCUCUGCUGCGCGGCGAUGGUCCUCUCGCAGCCCUCCGCCGCCAUCGGCGCAAAGGCCUUCUCCGCGACGCUGACCGGCACCUUCAUCCUGCUGCGCCAGAAGACGUGCAACGACUACGUGCGCAAGCACCGCCGCGCUGCUCGCGCGCGCCGCAAGGAGGGCGGGGGCGGCCACCAGCGCCGCCGCCGCUGGCUCUCUCUUCCGUGGCGCCGGGCACCGUCUGCGGCGUGCAAAUCCACCUGAGCUGGUGUGCUCGAUUACGCCCUCGCGGGGCGCUUGCGGUGUGCCACACUAGGAGUGGGCCUCGCGAAGCCGGGGCGAGUUGCGAAAUCGUCACCCCCGUCCGGCGCGAAUAUUCAAUAUAUAACACUUGACACAUGUGUUAAGUUCGUCUGUAGUCUAGUGGCUGUUUGUGGGAUUGUGGGCGAGAGCAUCACCUCUUCUAGACAACCGUUCA